AAAAAACAUUCGUUGCUCACUCGCGUUGUUCUUUGGUCGCUGCCGCAAUUAAGAUUUGUGCUUGUUGUGAACAAAAUAUACAAAAAAUAAAAAAAAACAAGUAAAAGACAAACAAAACAAAUUAAAAAUAUAAUUAAUGGCUUCUUACUAGAAACUGGAAAAGCAACGAGUUCCACUGGCUGCGGUUGGAGCUGUUGUUGUUGUCGUUUUGGCACACUUCUGGGCAACAUAUUGUCGCCGGCGACCGCAAGACUGGGCAAAAUUAUGAACUUGUGCUCCUCGGCUGGUGCAACCGCAUCAACCUCAUCACUAUCGUCCUCAGGGCACGUAGAGAGUAACAGCAGCGGUCCCUCCGAGGCCAUACAUUGCUUUGGCGUCGUCGGCGGCGGUGGCAACAGCGGCGGAAGCGGCCGGGCAGAUACAGCUCUUAAUCAAAGUAACAGAAGCACAGUCAACGGUGGUGGCGGGAAUCCUACAAACAGCAACGGUCCCAAUCUGACACACAACGAAAUCAACGCAAUCAUGCCGCCCGAGACACGUCCCAAAAUGGUGACGGUUAAGCAUCCGGAAUCGAAUAAACCCAAGCCCACCACAAAAAAGAUUGUGAAAAACAUCCAGGCGGAUCAGGAUGUCAUCAAGGCAUUGCAGCGUUGCCGCGACGAAGGCAUCAAGCGCUUGGACUUGAGCAAAUCCUCUAUCACUGUUCUACCCAAUACGGUUAGGGAGUGCGUCCAUCUCACCGAACUCUACCUGUACAGCAACAAAAUUGGGCAGCUGCCCACGGAGAUUGGUUGCCUGGUGAAUUUGCGAAAUCUGGCAUUGAAUGAGAACUCCUUAACGUCGCUGCCAGAGUCGUUGAAGCAUUGCACACAGCUUAAGGUGUUGGAUUUACGACACAACAAGCUGGCAGAAAUCCCGUCAGUCAUUUAUCGACUGCGCUCAUUGACGACGCUGUAUCUCCGCUUCAAUAGAAUCACGGCUGUGGCCGAUGAUCUGCGCCAGCUGGUCAAUCUCACCAUGUUGAGUCUGCGCGAGAACAAAAUCAAGGAGCUGGGCAGUGCGAUUGGUGCUUUGGUGAAUUUGACCACGCUGGAUGUAUCCCAUAAUCAUUUGGAGCACUUGCCGGACGACAUUGGUAACUGUGUGAAUCUAAGUGCACUCGAUUUGCAGCACAACGAGCUGCUGGACAUACCGGAUAGCAUUGGUAAUCUGAAGUCGUUGGUGCGUCUGGGCUUGCGCUACAAUCGGCUGAACAGCGUGCCCAUCUCAUUGAAGAACUGCAAAAGCAUGGAUGAGUUUAAUGUCGAGGGCAACGGCAUCACACAGCUGCCGGAUGGCAUGCUGGCUAGCUUAAGCGCGCUGACCACCAUAACGUUGUCACGAAAUCAGUUUACCAGCUAUCCAACUGGUGGGCCCGCGCAGUUCACCAAUGUCUAUAGCAUCAAUCUGGAGCAUAAUCGUAUAGACAAGAUACCAUAUGGUAUAUUCUCGCGAGCCAAGGGUCUAACAAAGCUGAAUAUGAAGGAGAACAUGCUGACCGCGUUGCCGCUCGAUGUUGGCACCUGGGUUAACAUGGUGGAGCUGAACUUGGCCACCAAUGCAUUGCAGAAGCUGCCCGAUGACAUCAUGAAUUUGCAGAAUUUGGAAAUACUCAUACUGUCCAACAACAUGCUCAAGAAGAUACCAAAUACGAUUGGUAAUUUACGCAAGUUACGUAUCCUGGACCUGGAGGAAAACCGCAUCGAGGUGCUACCUCAUGAGAUUGGCCUGCUGCACGAGCUGCAGCGAUUAAUACUACAGACCAAUCAGAUAACCAUGCUUCCGCGUAGCAUUGGCCAUUUGAGCAACCUCACACAUCUUUCUGUAAGCGAGAACAAUCUGCAGUUUUUGCCCGAAGAGAUUGGCUCGCUGGAAAGCCUGGAGAACCUCUAUAUCAAUCAAAAUCCAGGCUUGGAGAAGUUGCCCUUUGAAUUGGCACUGUGCCAAAAUUUGAAAUAUUUGAACAUUGACAAAUGCCCACUUGGCACUAUUCCGCCCGAGAUACAAGCCGGCGGCCCAUCGCUCGUGCUGCAGUGGCUUAAGAUGCACUCGCCUUAUCGGCAAAUGUGAGAUGUGGAUGGCGUCUGGCGCACCGUCUAUGUGGGCAGCGACUGCUACUAUCAGUACGAGCUGCAGACGGAGCAACAGACGCAGGGUAAACAGUCCAGCGAUCGGCGCUAACGGUGCGAGCUCAGCUAAGAAUCGCUACCUAGCCCGGACCCUGGCCAUGCCUGUGGGUGUAACCUCUCCCCGAAACCCGACUGGAGUGCGUUGCCUGGCAAAUGAUAGCUUUAAAUUGUUAUACCAACGUCCCGCGUAUUGUAAAACUGCCCCGAUUUGCUUUUACCUUAUGGUUUAACUCUUAAGUUGUUCACUUUGAAGCUGCUUAGCGACAUCUGAUUUGGUCCUCAACUUUUUGGUUUUAGUUUAAUGCUUCCAAGCUAGUCAUAAAAAAAAAAAAAAACAAAGAGAAGAAAACAAACAAAGAAACAAAAACACUCACUAAACGAAACUAAAUUUAAUUAUAUUAAAGCUUUAGACUUUUUUUGUUUGAUACUCGUUUAAAGACAUUAACAAACUAAUUGUCAUAAAGGAAAGCUAAAUCGAAUGUUCAAAACCACAAAAAAUACGCAAGCGCCAAGGAAUUGUUUGAAAAAAAUUAAAAAACAAAUUUAAACUAAAAAUAUAUACACGCAUAUACACAAAUAAAUAUAAUUAGUAGAGUACUUCGUAUGCUUAUAAGAACAUAAAAACAAAAGUAUUACAAAUAAUUUGAUUAAUGUUGACGACAGUAACGACGCAAGUUCAAAUUGCAAGUUUUUUGAGCGCUUCAAGCAAGUACUAUGUGGAUAUAAUGCACCUCUAUCUAUAAGAACAUAUUUGUGUAUUAAACCAACAAAUUGGAUUUGCUUGUAGCGCACCAUAGGUAUAUAUAAAUGUAAUAAACAUAUACUUAGCACAUGCAUUAUAUGUAUGUUAAACAUUUGGAAAAAGUUAAAGGAAAAAAACCAAAAAAAAAAAAAAUAAAAUAAAACAAAAAUCGAGUUAACGUAAAGUCAAUAUGUGUGCGCGUCUAUAAUUAUAAUUGUUAUAUAUCUCAUGCAUUUGGUUACCAAAAUCGCAUACAUUUUUGUAUGGCAAGCAUUGAAAACACAAUACCUACGAGUAGUGUAAUGCCAGUUAUUUGAUAAGCAAAAUACAUAAGUAUCUAGAGAUAACAAUUGAACCAGAAAAACUCUGGUUCUACACAUGCAUACCGUACUAUACAUACAAAUAAUUAUCAGUGUUGUACUACAUACAUACAUAUGUGGGUGCCGCAGUUGCACUCAAUGAAUAAUGAGUAAUGAAUAAUGAAUAAUGAGUAGUAAUGUCUAAACAGCUCAAAA
Drosophila virilis is the source of this 3425-nucleotide messenger RNA. It is a transcript of the gene Sur-8, whose product is annotated as leucine-rich repeat protein shoc-2. NCBI's taxonomy places the organism in Eukaryota, Metazoa, Arthropoda, Insecta, Diptera, Drosophilidae. Gene Ontology annotation, molecular function: protein binding. The record is from RefSeq and is a predicted model, not a curated record.